AUGUAUUUUUUUUUAAUUAAGAUUGAAAAUAUAUGUGUAGGGUUUGGGUGUGAUACUGCAGCAGUGGUGAAUAUCCUUGCUCACAGGGAUGCAACACAACGUGCCCUUAUUGCCCAAGAGUACAGAGCUAUCUACUCUGAGGAUCUUCAUAAACGUCUAGCCUCCGAACUUCGUGGUGAUACUGAGAAAGCAGUAUUGCUAUGGAUGUAUGAUCCUGCCAUGCGCGAUGCAACUGUAGUAAGACAGGCUUUGAUCAACGACGCUAAUCUAAAAGUUGCUACUGAAGUCAUUUGUUCUCGUACUUCAGCUCAGAUACAACACUUUAAGCAGAUAUAUCAUGCUAGCUUUCAUGCUUACCUUGAGCAUGAUAUUGAGAAGCAAGCAUCCGGUGAUCUAAAACAUCUGCUGCUUGCCUAUGUUAGCGCAGUGCGUUAUGAAGGCCCGGAGUUCGACAGGGGAGUUGCUGAGCAUGAUGCUAAGACGCUCUAUAAAGCCGGGGAAAAGAAGCUGGGCACAGAUGAGAAGACUUUUGUGCGUAUUUUUUCGGAAAGGAGCCGGGCCCACCUAGUUGCUAUUUCAUCUGCUUAUCACAGUAUGUAUGGGAAAUCACUGGAAAAGGCUAUUAAAAGUGAAACAUCUGGAUACUUUGAGUUUGGGCUUCUGACUAUAUUGCGGUGUGCUGAGAAUCCUGCAAAGUACUUUGCAAAGGUACUGCACAAGGCAAUGAAGGGCAUGGGAACGAAUGACUCGGCCCUGAUUCGGAUAAUAGUGACGCGUGCUGAGAUAGACAUGCAGUACAUUAAAGCAGAGUACCACAGGAAAUACGGCAAGUCGCUUGAUGAUGCUGUUCAUUCCGAGACUUCUGGCCAUUACCGCACAUUUCUCCUCUCUCUCUUAGGGGCCACCCACCACCGUUAGAUUAGUUUAUUAAAAAGAGUAAAUAAAAUAAAGAUGAAAAGAAUCCUUCUUUUCUUGAUUUAGUUGUUUGUGAGUCUGAUGAACUGCUGCUUUGCAAAGUAACUCUGUGGGAGAGAGCGAGAGCAGUCUAGUUGUUUUCUAUUAUAUAUGUUUUGUGUGAAGUGUGUAGCGUGGGCAGUGUAGUAGAUUGAACGCACAUAAUUAUGGCUUGCUUGUUAUUUAAAUUAAGAAUAAAACUAAUUAGUAUGGUUUGCUAUGUCUUGCUCAUUGUUAAUAUUUGUAGUUGUAAUACUUGUAAUGUAAGAUUGACCUAAUGUAACAAACUUUUUA
Messenger RNA from Striga asiatica, 1248 nucleotides. NCBI's taxonomy places the organism in Eukaryota, Viridiplantae, Streptophyta, Magnoliopsida, Lamiales, Orobanchaceae. The record is from the annotation of a GenBank genome assembly.